UUUAAAGACACACAACUAGAUUCACAACAACCUCUAGACUCUGGAGCGUAAACAGCUGCAGGAGCGUAUCUCUUAUUGUAAGAUGGCAUUUGAAAACAUCACCCCGGACUCAGCUGAGAACCCUUCAAACCGGAGCAGCUGCGACGUGUUUGUCUACCAGAAGUCCGCCGCGGUGCUCUUCCCCAUUUUCUACUCUGCGGUUUUCAUAAUCAGUGCAUGUGGCAACAGCUUGGUCCUCUACGUGAUCUGCCAGAGGAAGCAGAAGUUCAACUCCACCUCGGUCUAUCUGGUCAACCUCGCGCUGUCCGACUCCCUGUUCACUCUGGCACUUCCUGGACGAAUCAUUUAUUACAUCCGCCACUUUGACUGGCCCUUUGGGGACCUUCUCUGCAGACUGACCACGCUGCUCUUUUUCACAAAUACAUAUGCAGGUAUUGGCUUCAUGACCUGCAUCAGUCUAGAUCGAUACCUGGCCAUGGUGCAUCCGCACCGGCUGCAGUGUUUGCGAAGCGUGAGGGUGGUCCGCCGGGUCUCCUACGUGGUCUGGGCCCUGGUCUCCCUGCAGGUAGCCCCCCUGCUCUUCCACAGCAUGCUGCGCGAGCACCAGGGGAGGCGGACCUGCAUGGAGUACUUCAACUUCGAGGGCUCCCGCUUGACGCCGUACCUCCUGCUCCUGGCCUGUACCGUCUCCUUCUGCUGCCCGCUCGCCGUCAUCGCCGGCUGCUACGCCAAGAUCAACCUGAAGCUGCGAGCCGCGGCCAAAGCACAGCUCGCUGCCCGCUCCAUCCAGGAGGAACCACAGGGUCAACGCCAUCAUUCUCUCAUUCUCCUGACUUUUUAUCGCGUGCUUCGGCCCCUACCACCUCAACGUCAUGCAGUUCAUGUCCAGAAAGAUACACCACCAGGUGACGUGCGAGGAACUGAGGGCCUUCAAGGUGUCCUUACAGAUCACAGUUUCGCUCAUGAACUUCAACUGCUGCUUGGACCCAGUCAUCUACUUCUUUGCCAUUAAGACGUACAAGCGGCGGGUGCUGAGCCUGUUCAAGGACUAUCUGUAUGCUUCCGCCGCCUCCUCCAAAAUGACAGCUGAGAACAGCAGCAGCAACACCUGAGGGAAACCACGGCUCGGCUCCGCGGGAGGCACACAAAGAAGACCGUAGGGCCUGUUUUAAUCCCUCUCUGUGGAAAAGACUAACGAGUCUUUUCACUUGAGAUAUUGCGGCACGUUCACAUGCGGUGGAUACUUAUUAAAAUGCAACAUUUAUUCUUCCAUGUUUCUGUUUUUAUAUUUACGUACAGCUUGUUACUUUUCUUGUUAACCGUUAAACCGUAGUCCUCCAUAUAGUAAUGUGUUAAGAAAUCUAGCAUGAAUCGGUGUGUGUGGGUGGUGAGUUGGGGGGGGGGGGGGGCAUAACUGCCCCAAACGAGCUUCCGUCUGCGUCUGUAAAAGACAUUUGAGGUUAUUAAUGGAUGACAACAGCAACUUUCACUUCAUUUUUGUAGAGAAGAGAAGAGAUGUGUGCUGCCCAAGUUGAACCAAACAAUAAUAUUAGUAAAGUGUGUAAGUGGGUUGUUACUUCAUCAUUGGGCAUUGAAGCUGCUGCUAAAUACGUCAUGUGGGCUUUGUUGUUACUAAGAACCUGUUUCAUAUGGUGCAAGAAAUUUGGAUAUAGAGCGAAAUGACACCGGUUUCAUACCCACAUCUGAGUUGUGUGUGGGAGUAGCCUACGUAGCUGAGUACUGUCACCGCUUCCUCACCCACCUUUCCUGCUCCCCCUCACCCGCCUCACUCCAGCUGGGUCCCACAUCUCGUGAUUGGGCUGUGUGUGUGUGUGUGUGUGUGUGUGUGUGUGUGUGUGUGUGUGUGUGUGUGUGUGUGUGUGUGUGUGUGUGUGUGUGAAGCAGGUGCACACCCUCAGUUUGAGAGGCAAAGUGCCAUAUUUAUUUUUAACCUCCAACGUUUCCUGCGUUUUUGGAACUGGUGCCGUGUGAUUUUGCAUAAAAGGUAUAGUGCUGAAAUUGUGACGUACGGGUGUUCCGUUGGUUUGAAUAAAGUGGUAUGACUGGUCUGUUUCAUA
This is a messenger RNA of Gasterosteus aculeatus aculeatus (three-spined stickleback), 2078 nucleotides long. Its product is annotated as G-protein coupled receptor 183. Gene Ontology annotation, molecular function: G protein-coupled receptor activity; oxysterol binding. Gene Ontology annotation, biological process: G protein-coupled receptor signaling pathway. NCBI's taxonomy places the organism in Eukaryota, Metazoa, Chordata, Actinopteri, Perciformes, Gasterosteidae. Gene Ontology annotation, cellular component: membrane. The record is from RefSeq and is a predicted model, not a curated record.